Hemiscyllium ocellatum (epaulette shark) is the source of this 2314-nucleotide messenger RNA. RefSeq names its product CDC42 small effector protein 1-B-like. Gene Ontology annotation, biological process: regulation of Rho protein signal transduction. Lineage: Eukaryota; Metazoa; Chordata; Chondrichthyes; Orectolobiformes; Hemiscylliidae. The coding region runs from base 521 to 784 and encodes 87 amino acids. Gene Ontology annotation, cellular component: plasma membrane. The transcript has 5 exons. The record is from RefSeq and is a predicted model, not a curated record. Gene Ontology annotation, molecular function: small GTPase binding.
CUGUUCCUCUUUAGAGAAAAAAAAGUGAGCCGAGUGACUCAGUAAGCGAAUGAAAGUUAACAGCCCCACCUUACAGAAACAGCCAAGCCAACAAGGAAGCAAAUUGCGGACUAGUUAACUUUAUUUCUUUUUACUCCCCCCCUCCCCAAGAAAAAACACACACGAGGACUGUCGAUAAAAGUUCAGAUGUUUUUCUUGUUUUUAAAAAAACAGUGGAACCCAUACUUUUGAAAACUCCACUUCCUGAUUGACUUAGAGAGAGAGAGAGAGAGCCUGACAAAAGGUCCAGGCUCAACCAGAACAGGACUUUGAAAGACCACAGGGAGCCAAGCGAGCUGAACUUGACCUACAGCAGAUAUCCCUUACCCGCCAGCCGUGAUUUGUAAAUGCAGGCUGAAUGCCCCAUGUAGUCUGUUGACCUCCCCCGCCGGAUUGAGGCACGUGUGUCGGGGCAGGGUUAAGGGGACCAUCUUACACCUGAGUGAACGCGUCCAGGAGGCAUUGGCAUAAACCAGAGGGAAUGAGCGAUUUCUGGUUGUGUUUUGGCUGCUCGGAGGUUGAGAAGACCCAACCGAAAAAGCGGAAACGUAUCGACAGGAGCAUGAUCGGGGAACCCAUGAACUUCGUGCACUUAACCCACGUCGGGUCCGGAGACAUGGCGAGCCAAGGCUUCUCGAUGCCAGGGUCAGUACAAGAGCGGAUGAAAUCCAAAAGUGGCAUGGUUGCCAAUUCUACUACGGAUUCAAGGCAGAAUGUAGCAAAGAGCCAGUUUUCUUCACAGUGAGCACCUCCUUCAGCAAGUGAUGGGCAGGCAACAAAACCACACUUGAACUCCCUUGAUUACCACAAAAAAAGGGUCUGCUCUUUACAAAAAAGCCACUUCGCAUGGUUUGGACUCCUAUUUUUUAUAUAUAUACUCUCUCUCUCUCUCUCUCUCUCACACACACACGCGGAUCUCCUCUGAUUCAUCCUUUUACAGUUUGUGUCACGCUCGAGAACUCUGUGUGGACGAUUCCUCAUGUGCGCUCCUCCUAAAAGAACACAAGCUCUCUUCAGAACUUCCUGAGGAGGAAGAACACCGGGCUGUUGUGCCUCUCCGAAAUCUCCGCCAAAGCGUUCUUUAAAUCUGCUGUUUUGCUCAGUUCAGCUUAGUCUUCACAACCCCUUGGGUUUGCAGCGCAAGUUAUUGCUUUGUGUGUGUGUGUGUGUGUGUGUGUGUGUGUGUGUGUGUGUGUGGUUUGUGCAGAGUGCAGGGGACAAUUUCUUAUGUUUAAUCUUUUGCCUGGCUGUGUGGAAAAAUUCCACCCAACGUUAUCGGUUUGAAUAAGGAAUAUGGUGAGAUGGGGGCAGGUACUUGAGGUUGGAGGUGACUGGACUUCAGCUUGUAGGAAUAAUCUUUCACUUGCUUCUGUUUGGAUUGUAAUCCUGGUUUGAAAGAAACAAAACCCCUGCCUGGUCUUGAGAAAUGCAAGUCCCCAUGACACACAGUUGACUCCAGGUGUGAGGCGACACCUCUGCAGGCGAGCUGAUCUCGAGACUGUAAUAAGUUUCUAAUGGAGUUCAAUCGUUUCCUCUUCAUAUUUUUUUUCUCUGGGAUUUUUGUUGUGAUCUGAGAGAGGGUUUCUUUUGCUCUUCUUUUGUCUGCACCUGGCUCAGAAGCUGACAUGGCAGUGCAGAUCUUGAAGAGGAGUAAAGUGACGCCAUUUUCUGGUUUUUUCCAUCUAUUGCAGUGUUGGCUGGAAACGUGGUCCCAAAGAUUUGGUUUGUUCUGCAUCAUGAAGCAUUCAUGGAGGAUAGCCUCCCUUGCAGCUCAAGAGGGUAAACUGCACUGCCACAGGGAAGACAGAACCACACAGUCCAGGUUAUCCCCAGCCCAAUUGUUAGACUCAGGAUGGUUAAACCCAAAGGCCCAACUAUAACGCACACUGGAUCAGGCAGGGCACAAAGCACCCUUCUUCUGAUUGCUCUCCGAGAGGCAGAAGUGAUGGACUGGCUUUGAAGUUCUGCCUGACUGCUGCUGUCGUCGAAAGCACUGUUGUGACCUCUUGAGUUGUGCGAGGAGAAAUGGCCUCAGCGAUAAGGAGCAACCCACACAUGAGAUUGCCAUUGUGGCAAAAUGGAGAGAAUUAGAUUUUCUUUAUCAUGUGACCAGUUCCCCUUCCCAACCCCAUGCAAGCUCACGGCUUGUCUAGUUGUUGUAUCAGAGCCCGGAGACCACAGACAGUUUCCAAAUGGUCGUGCUAAUUCCCCCACAGCGCUCGAUGGCAUGCUGAGUCUUAUCGCUUUCAAGAAAGAAAGACAUGGGGGAGUGUGG